AUGAGUAUUUCCCUAAAACACAUUCCUCUGGAUAUGAGGGCCGAGAAGUCCAUGAGAUUGUGUUUCCACGCAUUAGUUAUUCAAAGACUAGAGUCCGCAGAGAUUUCCAGAGAAACUAUUGAGUCGGACCGAAAGAGUGGGUCCAAUGAAAUAAAUGGUAAUCACAAGAACUGCUUGUAUUCCGGAAUCAUUAUAUCUCCGGUCAAAGGAAGGGCUGCCAUCACUCGCUGUGAUAAUAGCGACAAAAUGUACGCUCUGAUCAUCACUGAAGGCGAGGGAACGUUUGUUUUGCGUCCACUCGAGUCCACAUAUUAUCGAGAAAUUAAAUCCAAUGUUAAGAAAAAGUAUAAAGACUUGGAUUCAAAGCUUGAAAAGAGAAAACAAACUUAUGUUAAGCAUAGGAACGAAACGAAAGGCGAUUCCAGUGUUAAACAGGAUUUGCCGAAAGGAGUAGACCUUAACAGCAGUGAAGAUAUGACUCAAUUCAUGGCACAUGUAUUGGUUCGCGUCAAUCAAUCCGAGACUGAAUUUUGUGAUCUGGCUUUCAUUGAUGAAAACGACAGACGAGAAGCGUUUAAUGAAUUCAUUUUCAGCAAAGCAAACAACUCUUUGUAUAAUAUUCCCAAAAAUCAAAUCCUUAAAAGAAAGCGAAGAGCAGUGACUCAGAAGAUAAUAGAGACGGCUGUCUAUAUAGAUAGGCAUCUAUUGAAUCGGUUUAAUGGUUUGCGCUCAGAAUUGACUCGUUUAGUGCUGGCGAUCAUGAAUGAGGUGCAACUCAUCUAUAGUUUUAAAUCCAUGAAAACCAGAAUCAAAAUAGUAAUCAUGAAAAUGGUUUUCCUCAGUCAACCCGACAGCAGUCCUGAUACUGCCGAAGGAGAUAUUGAUGAAUAUUUAGACAACUUCUGCAGCUGGCAGUCAAAGAAGUGGAGACAAGAGAACUCAUCCAAUCGAUGGGAUCACGCGCUUAUGUUAACCGGAUUAGAUCUGUAUAAACAAAGUGGAGAUAAGAAAAACAAGAAAGUGUUGGGGCUGGCGUGGGUGAACGGUAUGUGCAAACCUGCCUAUAGUUGUACUCUCAAUGAAGGCAAGAGUUUUGAAGCCGCGUUCGUAAUCGCACACGAAAUGGGACACAGUUUAGGUAUUCUACACGACGGCACGGGCAAUAACUGUGAUGGCGAUAAGUUUAUAAUGUCUGAGAAAACAGGCCCUGGUAAAAUUAAUUGGUCACAAUGUAGUAAUAUUUACCUCGACAAUUUCUUAACUAAAGCAAAUGCCAAAUGUUUGGACGACGAGUCGAAUUUAGUUUCAAAUGAAUAC
This is a messenger RNA of Oppiella nova, 1317 nucleotides long. The record is from the annotation of a GenBank genome assembly. NCBI's taxonomy places the organism in Eukaryota, Metazoa, Arthropoda, Arachnida, Sarcoptiformes, Oppiidae.